CCUCCAAUGCCGCCCAUGACACGUUGUGGUACCCUUACACUGUUGCAACAAUGGCAGCUCACGCGGCGGCAGUCGCGCCGCCAAUUCCGGCGCAACCGCACAAUGACAUCUUGUUCUACGGGACCCUUGAUAAGCGACGCGACGGGGCCGUGCGAGGAGGAUGGGCAACGCGGCUGUUCCUGCUGACGCCCAAGUGGCUCGUGUACUUCCGCCAUACGACCAAGCAGGACCUUUUGGGGGAAGAGCGCGAGCGAGUACCGUUGUUCACGAUUACCAAGAUUCGAGUCGCCCCUGAAGGGGAGAUUGCGCCGGCUGCCAUCGAUGUCCCGAACGAGUAUUCUUACAUCGAAAUCACGCUGGAUACGCCUGGCAAGACCCUCCUCAUGCGCACGUCAAAAUCCGAAGCGAUGUCGAGUCAACACUGGGUGACAGUCAUCGAGAAGCAGCGGCAGCUUCUCUUGAACCCGAACGCCAUCAAAGCUUCCAAGCCAGCACCAGCAAAAGCAUCGUUGCAACUGCCUUCGUCGAGCCAUCCUGAAGAGAAACCCGAUCAGCGUCGAGUGGCAAUGGUGGUUUUGGUCGACGACUACACCGAACGCGACGAGUUUGUUGUGGCCAAGUCGGUCGAGUUUGGCAGUCAGAUCAACUUGGGGCUUGUCAAGCAAGGGGGCGCGUGCAUCAUCGUGUUGGACGACGGUGCGAUUGCCCGAAUCGGCACGCAAGCGCUGAUGGGCAGUUGGGAUGCCAACGAAACUUGCUGGGUCGAGUGUUUGGGCUCAUCGACGUGGACCGAAGUCGAAGUGUCAGUGGUAUGCCAGGUCGUCAAGCAAAAUCCCAUGCCCAUGACGUCACUGUCGUCGGUGCCAACGAACAGCAGCAAGAGCAAGGAAUGGAUCCGCAUGGCCGAAGAAGGCGCGAGUUUCGGUUAUCUCUUGAUGGCGAUGCUGGUGCACUUUAUGUUGGGGGUGCAAGGGUUCCAUUGGUCGCAUAAAGCUUGUUUGACGGCCGGCGCGGCGCUGGCCAUUUCCACAAUCAUGAACAGCACCAACGCCAAAUCCUCGAGAGUCGGGAGACCCAUCCGUCGGAUGAACUCUUCCCUGAUCCCGAAAGUGCACUUGGCCAUGACUGUCCAUCGAUGCCGCCGCCAUCAAGGUCCAGAAAAGUGAUGCGACGGCGAGGUUUGGAAUCGAUCGCCCAUGUCCAGAAUACUAUCAAGAGAAACGUCAACGCUCUUUCAUUGUUGCCAACGUCGUUGUUGCAUGCACACAAUAGCCAUCCGUC
Aphanomyces invadans is the source of this 1281-nucleotide messenger RNA. RefSeq lists its product as hypothetical. Bases 51 to 1166 code for a protein of 371 amino acids. The record is from RefSeq and is a predicted model, not a curated record. NCBI's taxonomy places the organism in Eukaryota, Oomycota, Saprolegniomycetes, Saprolegniales, Verrucalvaceae. The transcript has 7 exons.